AUGAAUCAAAACAGACGGUUUCUCUUCAACUCUCUCCAGAGGGAUGAGCUGGUUGAACACACAGCACCGGUUACCUUCUCUCACCUGGCUCAAGAGACGUGCAGCAGAACCCUGUGGGAGCACAGUGGACCACUAAGAGGAGAUCCAGACCCAGAGGGGUGAGUCAGUGUGCAGAGAGAAAGAAAAGCCCUGACACUGGUGAGAGGCUCCAUGUCUGUAAUGAUGGAGGGAUGAAUGAGGGGAGCCGACAGGCCUCACAGAGUCAAUGCACCCCAGGCAGCACAUGCAAAGGAGUCAUGGGGGCGAGAUCACUAAGACUGGCAUGGAGCUAAAAAUGUUCACAGCAGGCAUAAACUCAUUAUUGGUGGCAGCCGGAGACGAGGUUGUGAUGGUGCUGGCAGGCAGGGAGGGAGGGAGGGAGGGAGGGAGGCGUCAGCAGCUAAAGGUAAAUUAAAGCCGGUGUCUCUCAGGUUGAAAAAAUAAAAAAAUACAGCUGAAUCUGAAUCAUCAUGAACUACCCGAGCUGUCGACAUGUCGGAGCUGCCUGAAUCUCUCAAAGAAAAGAAGUAAUUUUCCUCUUCCGUCUCUUUUUAAUGCCGUUCCCCUCAUCCCACGCAAGUUUGAUAGCAGUCAGUCGUUUUUUUUCUCACUCGUGUGUGUGUGUGUGUGUGUGUGUGUGUGUGUGACUCAUGAGGAGGGAUUGUCAUCUGCAGGGUGCUUCACAUCCAUGACAUUAUGCCACAGAUCACUCUCACAUCGCCUGACAGAAGAGCUUGAAGAGCCUCUUAAUUCACUCGAGGGCAAGAUCCAAAAAAAAGAAAACCCCUCUGCAGAUUCACGACUAAAAGUCAGAGGUACGUGGAAGAGGAACAGGAAAACUGAUUCUUGUCAGUCUGCAUGAAUGCCAGCUGAGUUCUCAUGAAUCUAAAUCAUAAUGAAACUCUGAGUGGAGCACGCUGUGGCGGCGUUUCCACCGCUGACAUCUCAACGAGAGGAACAGCGAUGAAGCAAUGUGACAUGGCAGGUUUCGUACUACAGUACUUCAGUUACAAAGUUUUAAAAAAUAGUAGAAAUUAAUGCUUCGCCCUUUAACUGCAACUGCAGCCCUGCCCCUUUAACUGCAGCCCGGCCCCUUUAUCUUCAGUUCUGCCCCUUUUGCUGUAGUCCCGCCCCUUUGGUUACGUCCCUGCCCCUUUAGCUGCAGCCCCGCCCCUUUCUGGGUGAAAGCAGUCCGUUUGAAUGGAUCUCUUCGUAAUAUAACAGUUUAAAAAAGAAAGUGUUUAACAGCUAUUUAGAGCGCGAGUAUAAUGGACUGUAAGGCAAACACAUUAGUUGUGACUUUAUUAAUUAUUGUUCAGUGACGUACAGUGUUAGGUAAGUUACUUGACGCGUUCGUCCCAACACUGGUGACGUAACAUCUUAAAAUAAAGUUAGGAUGAGAAGCCGUGUGUUAAUCUCGCUGCGUUGAAACGAGUAAAUAUGUCACAGUGAUUUUAAAGCAGGUACCUCACUUUAAUAAAUGAUAAAUAUAUGGGGGGGGGGUCGCUGUGAUGAACCCUCCUCGACUCCGGAGACAGAAUCAGCCGACAGCUCCUGCUGAGAACGCCGAGACAUUUCCAUCGAUAUAUAUAUUACCGCCGGAUAUCAUAAUCAAGAAAGACAAUUAAAAAGUCAUAACCUGACUUAGCAUCACCGUCUAAACACACACACACACACGCACACACACACACACAUGAAUGAUGACUUGUUUUCGACCUCUGAGUAUUUGAUAAGCGUUAUUUAAACAGCUCGACUGUGACACGUGACUCUGUUCAGAAUCAUGUUUUCUUGUGAAGAAACAGCGGCGUCUCUCUUCUGAACAAAACACAAAAUCACCUCUUUUCAUCUGGGAUACAGCGGACGGAUGUUGGGUUGCCGUGACAACAGUCAUAAACCCAAACAAUAGCCUUUAGAGCAUAUUUCGGCACCUUAUCUCAAUGUUUGGCCCGAUCCAUAAAGAUACACAAUAAAUAGACAGCAGUGUGUUAUUUAAUGUGACGAAAUAACAGAAACUGGAUUCACUGAAUUACAACAGCGCUUCUUUAAACAUCGACAAAUCCAGGCUGAACUCCAUCCAUCAGUUCCUCCGCUCAUCUGGGGUGAGGUUGUAGGGUCAGCAGUCUAAGGAAGUCGACCCAGAGCUCCGUCUGCAGAAUCCUGAGCAGGAUAAGAUGUUUGAAAAAACACCAAAAACAACCUGAACAUGAAGUUUGACUCUGAUCUUUUCAGACUUUCAUCACUGGAACAGAUUUUGACUCGUUUCUGUUUAUAUCACACAGAGGGUCUUAUUAUUUCUUUGCACAUCUAUUCAUUAAAGAAACAGGUGAGCUGGAUUUACAACUUAACGGCCUUGGGUCAGCUCCAUCACCAACUUCAUAAUUAGGAUGACAGAUUAGUCACUGUCACCUCACACCCAGCAGCAUAUGUCAGUUUUAUCGCCCAGCCACGCCACUUCGUAUUCAUCUUUAUGGGCUGUUCCCUGAUUGGCUCGUUAACUCUCUUAAGGCGGCUGCAGCGUUAAUAAAUAUGACAGGUGUUGGACGGACUUAAAUAAGUCGUAAAAUGAUUUGACUUUAAAUCCAUAAAUUCAUUUUUUUUUUCAUUAAUAACAUUUUAAAGGAAGUAAAGUUCCUGUUGUCGACACCUUCAACUAUCAUCCUUUUUAAAGUCAUAUUUUAAUACAGCAGAGCCUGUUUGUUCUCAGCUUUUUACGGCUCAUUUCUUUUUAAUUAUCAGUUCUUUGUCGUCGAUGUUUUGAACAGACCUUCAUUUGGUGAUUUGCAUAAUUCCCACCUUCGUUUCCACCUGCCUAAUUUGCAAUUGCUUUUGUUUUCAAUCUUAUAAAAACAAUUACAUUGCAAAUUAAUUUAAAGUUUCUUUUUUUUCUUGUACUUUCACGCUGAAAACACUUUAACAAGUUAGAAUGGAUUUUACUUUGAGGCCAAAACUGAACGUUUGUUUUUCUGUCGAGAAUAAUUUCAGUCAGGGGUGAAGGAAGUUUCCAAACAGGUUCAUCUCAAACCCAAAGACAAUAACGUUCAUUUGAAGCCAUGACAGGAUUUCGUCUUUUAAUCUGAGGAACAAGAUAUUCAGCAGCCGGAGUACAGAGCCAAAUGUGACAGAUGUGUCUUCUAAAAUAAUAAGCUCGGCUAUUUGGUGUUUAAUUCACAUGUGAACAUUAGAGGAGAAAAAGAUGUCUUUGAUUGUUUUCAUCAUGAAAAUUUCAACAUGUCAGCACAGAUUGUUCUGCCGUACAUCGUUUUUCCAUCUACUUUAUUAUUUAACCGUCUUUUCCAACCUCAGGGAAAUAACAAAUCUAAGCGCUGGUGAAGUCACAGAGGUAGAAAAAAACAAGCCAAGAUUUCUGUGUUUGUUUGUCCAAAUUUUUAGAUUUCUCCAUCCGACUGUCAGAGAUGUAACUUAAGACUCAAAACCUGGUUUUAGGUCACCUUUAACCUGGUCUAAGUGGACCUGGAUCACCAUCAAUGUGGAUCCAGAGGAGCAGGCACAGAAACAGGAGCUGACUGAGGAGCACACACGGGGGUCUCAGGGCGCCUUCACAGAAACCCGGGUACAGGGGUCACUCCUCAGGGGGUCGGGCAGGAACAGGAGUCAGUAUCAGACAGGUGACAGUGACUCUGGGUUGCUAGGCAGCUCGGUUUUUGCAGCGGAGGCAGAAGAUUGCUCUGUUCGCCACACCGCCUCCCCAGUGACCACCUCUGGUUCUGGGGAAAAUUGCGGAGAGUGUCCCAGUCCAUUUAGACCGCUCCAGCUGACAUUUGUCCUUCUGAAAACUGCCGUGAAUAAAUUUAAAGAAUCUAAACCUGCAGAAUGA
Molecule: messenger RNA, 3874 nt
Organism: Xyrichtys novacula (pearly razorfish)
Lineage: Eukaryota; Metazoa; Chordata; Actinopteri; Labriformes; Labridae
Source: the annotation of a GenBank genome assembly